This is a messenger RNA of Neltuma alba, 1532 nucleotides long. RefSeq lists its product as uncharacterized. The coding region runs from base 117 to 1412 and encodes 431 amino acids. NCBI's taxonomy places the organism in Eukaryota, Viridiplantae, Streptophyta, Magnoliopsida, Fabales, Fabaceae. The transcript is spliced from 3 exons. The record is from RefSeq and is a predicted model, not a curated record.
ACUAACCUCUUCAUCUCCCACUUCCCUCUUUCUCUCUUCUUCAAACUUUCUUGCUCGCCUCUGUGGCCCAUUACACCCUUUGCCUAAAUCCCCAAGAUCUCUCUUAAGCUUCUCUCAUGAAGAAGCUGUGCCCUAAUCUGGAUCGCGAGGAUGCGCUCGAGACGGUUCUCGAGGUCCCAAUCCCUGAAGAAAUUUUCACCACCAAGACCGCAACUGCCAGAGCCUGGCAGAACAUGAUGUCCUGGAUGAAGCCAAAUAUUGAUUCCCGAUCAUCCGCGGCGCUCUACGCUCAUGGUGGCCGCAACACGGAGAUCCAACUUUUGUUGGGCGUCGUCGGAGCUCCGUUAAUCCCUUUCCCUAUCAACCCCGAGAGCCAGACUAUCAGUCGUAACAUUAAAGACCUGCAUAUUGAGGCGUCCAUGGCGAAAUACAUAGUUAAACAAUAUGUGGCGGCGGUGGGAGGAGAGCAUGCGUUGAAUUCGAUAGAGAGCAUGUACGCGAUGGGGCAAGUUAGAAUGGGAACGUCGGAGUUUGGCGCAGGAGAAGGGAACGGAAAUGGUGUAAAGAAGAUGGUGAAGGUUAAGAAGGCACAGACACCGGCGGAGAUGGGAGGGUUCGUGGUGUGGCAGAAGCGGCCGGAGCUAUGGUGCUUGGAGCUGGUGGUUUCCGGCUACAAGAUCAGCGCCGGGAGCGACGGCAAUGUGGCAUGGAGGCAAACCCCUUGGCAUCACUCUCAUGCUUCUCGCGGCCCACCCAGACCUCUUAGGCGCUUCCUACAGGGUCUUGAUCCAAGGUCGACGGCCAACCUGUUUAUGAACUCCAUAUGCAUAGGUGAGAAGACAGUGAACAGCGAAGACUGUUUCAUAUUAAAAAUGGAAGCCGAAUCCUCAGCACUUCGAGCAAGAAGUAGCAGCAAUGUAGAGAUAAUACGCCACACUAUGUGGGGCUACUUCAGCCAAAGAACUGGCCUGUUGGUACAACUAGAAGACUCCCACCUACUCAGAAUCAAAUCCUCUGGAAACGACGGCAUAUUCUGGGAAACCACCAUGGAAUCUGUGAUACAAGAUUAUAGAAAUGUAGAUGGCAUAAAGAUAGCACACGCAGGGAAGAGUUGUGUGUCCUUGUUUAGGUUUGGGGAAGGACCGGAAAGCCAUUCGAGGACGAGAAUGGAAGAAGCUUGGGAGAUUGAAGAAGUAGAUUUCAACAUCAAGGGACUGUCCAUGGAUUGCUUUUUGCCUCCUAGCGAUCUGAAGAAAGAGGAAGGGAAAGGGGAACCCGACUGUGGGGUGGUCCAAAGCAAUCCCAAAUUGCCGUUUAAGAUUCGUUCGGCUUCUUUUAGGAUUAGCACUUCAAAAGUGGCAGCAAUUAACGUGGAUGAUUCAAGUCCCAGUGAUAGCGACGACGACCUGUAAAUCUGUCAACCCAAUUUUUCUUCUCUCUUUUUUACCUGUUGUAAAUAGACCGUCAGCUCAUAUGAUACAUGGUCAAAGUUUAGAUGAGCUAUAAAUUUUGAAACUUAAAUUCCUUUACUU